Molecule: messenger RNA, 2309 nt
Organism: Salvia hispanica
Lineage: Eukaryota; Viridiplantae; Streptophyta; Magnoliopsida; Lamiales; Lamiaceae
Product: K(+) efflux antiporter 4-like
Biological process (GO): potassium ion transmembrane transport; proton transmembrane transport
Cellular component (GO): membrane
Molecular function (GO): potassium:proton antiporter activity
Source: RefSeq, a predicted model, not a curated record
GAAUCCAUUCUGGCGAUUUUGUAUACUAAAAAAAAAAGAUUGCUUCAACCAAAAGUUCCUUUGGAAUUGAAAAAAGUGGCGCAAAUUGUACACCUGGAACAGCCACCGCAGAAGACGGCGCGUCGAUCACACGCACCGUGGGCCGCGUGGAUCCAAUCCCAACCUACUCUGUUUCGCAGAUCUCAAGCGCCGAGUAUCUGGGAUGAGUAAAGUUGAGAAACUCCUUUUAUGCAAUUCACUCCACCUCCGCCGUCUCUGCUGACCUGCGCCCGGAGCCAUUUAUCUACCGCACCUAUUUCUCCAUCUCCACUUCCGACGGAGUAAAUUCCAAAGAUGCGGAUUUUUGCGCUCCUCAUUCUCUUCUAUUUCUUUUUGUCGCCGCUCAUCGCCGGUGAUUCGAUGCCCGAAACCGACGGAGUUAACGCUACUGCCCUAAACGAUACGUCAUUGCGGAAGGAAAAUACUCUUGCUGAUAUGAUUGAUCACGCAUUGGAGAAAGAGUUCAACGAGACUGAUGAGCUCACCGACGUAAAAGAUCACGGGAGCUUCAACAACAGUGUUAAUGAACAACAGGCAGUUCUGGAAACUGUUGCCAGGGUUAAGCCCAAGAAGAAUGAGACAAAAGAUGAAAAGUCAUUUCAGUUCCAUGAUGUUUUUACUCUUGAUGCUGAGAAUCAACCUGAAGAGACUCCAACCUUGAUAGAUAGCAAGGACAAUGUCUUCAUUAUGUCCAAUCGCAAGUCGAAAUUUCCUAUCUUACAAUUGGACCUAAGGUUCAUAUCUGAUCUAGUUGUUGUAAUUGUUUCUGCAACCUGUGGUGGAAUUGCCUUUGCUUGUGCUGGACAACCAGUUAUAACUGGAUAUUUACUAGCAGGAUCCCUUAUAGGACCUGGAGGUUUUAGUAUUGUCAGUGAAAUGGUUCAAGUUGAAACAGUGGCACAGUUUGGAGUUAUUUUUCUUCUUUUUGCACUGGGGCUAGAAUUCUCAGUUGUGAAGAUUCGUGUUGUGCGAGCAGUUGCUUUCUUCGGCGGGUUGCUUCAAAUACUUCUGUUUAUGUGUUUGUGUGGAAUAACAGCCUUGUUAUGUGGUGGGGAAGCAUCUGAAGGUGUCUUUGUUGGUGUGUUCCUCUCAAUGUCUUCAACGGCAGUGGUUUUGAAAUUCUUGAUGGAAAAGAAUAGUAUCAAUACGUUAUAUGGGCAGGUUACUGUUGGAACCCUUGUUCUGCAGGACUGUACUGUGGGUUUGCUAUUUGCUCUUCUCCCUAUCCUUGGUGGUACUUCUGGUGCUCUUCAAGGAAUCGUUUCCAUGACAAAACUGUUGGUGGUGUUGGUUACAUUCCUGACCAUAUUGGCAAUAUUGUCCCGCACUCUUAUACCUCGGUUACUGAAGUUGAUGAUUAGUCUAUCAUCACAGACUAAUGAACUCUACCAAUUGACAUCUGUUGCGCUCUGCUUGCUUGUUGCUUGGUGUAGCGAUAAGUUGGGUCUGAGUCUUGAGUUAGGAUCCUUUGCUGCGGGACUGAUGAUAUCAACAACUGAUCAUGCUCAUCAUACUCUGGAACAGGUGGAGCCUAUCCGGAACUUUUUUGCUGCCCUUUUUCUAGCCAGUAUUGGAAUGCUAAUUCAUGUCCAGUUUCUCUGGAAUCACAUUGAUAUAUUACUGGCAGCUGUUAUCUUGGUGAUUAUUAUCAAAACAAUUGUGUUCAGUUUGGUCGUGAGAGGAUUUGGCUACAACAACAAGACUUCCCUUCUUGUUGGGAUGUCUCUUGCACAAAUUGGAGAAUUUGCUUUUGUUCUUCUUAGUCGAGCGUCAAACCUCAAGUUGAUCGAGGGUAAACUAUACAUGCUGCUUCUUGGGACAACAGCACUCAGUCUGGUGACUACACCAUUACUGUUUAAGCUAAUACCUGCCGUAGUACAUCUUGGAGUGCUAUUAAGGUGGUUUUCUCCUGAUUCCACCUAUGAGAUUAGAGGAGAGAGUUUGCGUGCGGACAGUGCUAAGCAUAUAUCUUUGAUGGUGAUUAAGAGUGCAAAGGAGGUCGACUGACUCCACUGCCUCCUCCAGCGUCUGCCAUGCUGUUUUCUCCUGAGAUUUCUCACAUAUGGCCGGAACCUUUUUUUCCCAGUUUGUUGUUAAUGCAGCCGGUGUUCAUACAAUUUUCUGAAAGCAUGUCCAUAUAGCAAUUCGUUUAUUAUUUUAACUAGCCACACUACAUUACAACUGGAAAUUAUUAAUCAGCAGCUUGUAAAGAGGAUAUAGAGCUGUGCAUUUUGUACUAUAAUUAUUAAAUGUAUAGUUCUCUUUCUAAA